AUGGAUACAAAUUAUUUAAUUGAACUUCGACGAAAAUUUGAAACAUUACGACGACCUAUAGGUUUUAAUUAUGCUCAUUUUUUACUUAUAUAUUUAUAUAAUUCAUCAUCAUCAUCAUCGUCAAUUAUAAAAACAUAUCCAUUAUAUUCAAUUUUUGAUCGACUUCAACGUAAACUUAAUCUUAAUGAACAAGAUAAUCAUCAAAUAAUAAUUAAUGCAAUAAAUGUUAUUUUAACACAAAAUGAUGUUUAUCUUACAGAAACAGUUGAACAAACACAUUUAAAUAUUCGUACAUAUCCAAUAUUAUGUUUAUUUCGACUUUAUUCACCAAUUCAUUUAAUUUUAUUUAUGGAACCAUUGAUUUUAUUAAAUGAUGAAGGAUUAACUGCUAAAAUAAAAAAAAUAUUUGCUAAUGAAUAUCCAAAAGAUAAAUGUGAUUAUGUUCAUUUUUGUAUUGCUCAUAGAAAAACAAAUCUUAUUAUGAAUUUUCUAUCUGGUAGUAUUCAACAAGAAGAAAAUAAUGAUAAUUGGUUAAUUAAAAAAAUUAAUGCACCAAGUGAUCGAUCAUGGUUACCUAUUCAUUAUGCAUCAUAUAUUGGCGAUCGUGAUUUAAUUGAAAAAUUAUGUACAAAAUAUUCUGAAUUAAUGAAUCCACUUUAUUUUGUUCUACCAAAAUCUCGAAUGCGUGAUUUUUCUGAUAGUCCAUUUGAUUAUUUAUUACGUGCUAGUGGAAUGAAAACACAUCUUACAAAUAUAGGCAAUACUAUUGUUAAUCUUGAUGAUAAUGAUAUUGACAAUGAUUCACCAAUUUUACCUCUUAUGAGUGAUGAUGAAGAUGAUGAAGAACUUUUAUUAUCAUCUCCACUUUUAAUUGAACAAAAUAAAGAUGAACGAACAGAUAGUUUUCUAGAAGAUCAACAUGCUAUGGAAGUUGCAGAUGCAGAUAUUCCAGAUGCUGAUCUACUUGGUAUUUAA
Adineta steineri is the source of this 975-nucleotide messenger RNA. The record is from the annotation of a GenBank genome assembly. NCBI's taxonomy places the organism in Eukaryota, Metazoa, Rotifera, Eurotatoria, Adinetida, Adinetidae.